AUGCAAUGGACAAGUCGCGAGCUGUUGCUGGGUUUCACCACCGGCAUCGCCGUCACUCUGGUUCUUGACCAGGUCCGCCGAUAUGUGACAUCUCCAUACUUUGGUCGGCGACAUACUCACUCUCAAGCUCAAGCCAAGUCUGGUACUUCAUCGUCUUCUGCAGACUCUAUAAGACCAGCUGGUUCCGGCAUCGAAUCUACCAUUGGCAACACCCCUCUCAUCGUCAUUCCGUCCCUUAGCAAAGUAACAGGAUGCACCAUCUACGCCAAAGCCGAAUUCCUCAAUGGGGCUGGCAACAGUCCCAAAGACCGCGUGGCUCUCUCUAUCAUCACACGCGCUGAGUCACAAGGGCUUCUGACCCCUCACGGCGGCGACACCGUCUACGAGGGCACCUCCGGCAGCACAGGGAUCUCACUGGCGACAUUGUGCCGAGCUCGCGGCUACCUUGCGCACAUAUGUAUGCCCAGUGAUCAAAGCCAUGAGAAGAGCAACUUGCUUCUGAAGCUAGGUGCGAUUGUUGAACGAGUCACGCCCGCGCCCAUUGUCGAUCAAGCUCAUUUUGUUAAUCGUGCACGCAUUCUCGCUGAUCAGCACACCGCCGAUCCGACGAGACCGGGACGGGGCUAUUUCGCCAACCAGUUCGAGACUGAAGCCAAUUGGCGCGCACACUACGAGGGCACUGGACCAGAGAUCCUUGCGCAGACAGAGAAUAAGGUCGAUGCAUUCGUCGCCGGUGCUGGCACGGGUGGAACACUGUCAGGAGUUGCAAUGGCGCUGAAGGAGCAACUGGACAAUGUCAAGAUUGUGCUUGCCGACCCACAAGGCAGUGGUCUGUAUAACAAGGUUCAGCAUGGUGUCAUGUUCCACAGCCUUGAGCGCGAGGGUACGAGACGGCGUGAUCAGGUCGAUAGCAUCGUUGAGGGAAUUGGACUCACGAGGUCAACAGCCAAUUUCGAGCAGGGGCGGGAACUCAUUGACGAAGCAGUCAAAAUAACCGACGCUCAGGCGAAGAAUAUGGCCAGGUGGCUGGUCGAGCAGGAUGGCAUCUUCGUUGGCAGCAGCAGUGCGGUCAAUUGUGUUGGCGCAUUACAAACAGCGAUCAAACUAGGUCCGGGUCAUUCCGUCGUGACCAUUCUAUAG
Exophiala spinifera is the source of this 1140-nucleotide messenger RNA. RefSeq lists its product as uncharacterized. Lineage: Eukaryota; Fungi; Ascomycota; Eurotiomycetes; Chaetothyriales; Herpotrichiellaceae. Gene Ontology annotation, molecular function: cysteine synthase activity. The record is from RefSeq and is a predicted model, not a curated record. Bases 1 to 1140 code for a protein of 379 amino acids. The transcript is spliced from 3 exons. Gene Ontology annotation, cellular component: cytoplasm.